AGUACACUUUAGCCGCGCCGUUCUGUGGCCGCGCGUCGCACGAGGCGCUGCGACGCUGCCUCCCUUUCGGCAGCCUAGGUGGGCGUACGAAGUCAAAGUCGGCAGAGCAAAAUUGGAUGUGUUUUAUUGCAGGCAUAUUACAGGGUACAACUAGAGCGUGACACGGUGACGCUCAGUGCAGCUGUUGUAAGUGCAGUGAAUAUUUGUGCGUCUGUGAAUGGAGUCAUGUCGCACAUACCUUGAUCCAGCACGGGGCUCCCAUCGCGACUGCUUUUGGACGAACCGAUACAAUUGCUGUCACGUGCUAUGACCGACGCCCACACAGUCCGGCAGUCCGGUGCCUUAUCGUGAGAAAUAAAUGACCUGUCAGGUGCAGCAAUGGGAAGUGCGGUUGCGCCGGCGAGGCACCUCCUGUGCGCCUUGCACGUGAGCAAACUACUUCGCAGUGGUGAGACGCAGGUAUGGCAGCACUGGACCAAAGCAUGACUGCUUCGCGGGCUCGCAGAGCUCACCACGUUCGUUCGCGAUCGGACCUUGUCGGCCUGGUGCCACCUGCCGCACAGAUGCGCACCUCCACCUCCUACCCGGCACAGCUGAUGACGACCGGACGCAGGAGCUUUCUGGACGAAGGCCGACGUCUGGUGCCUGCUACCGAGUGCUUCUUCCCCACACCACGCAGAGGCCAGAGCCUGACCAGCUUUCUCUCAUCGGCUGACUUUGGCACUUGCGGAGAACUGGACAGGGAGAAUGCACACAUAUAUGUGUCGGAGGCCCUGAUUGCUGCAUUUGAGCAGAUGCGAUGCAGUCGAGCAGUGAGGGUGGCCGAGGACGACGACCAGGAUGGCAGCGAUGAGGAGAUUGCUUGCUUGCGGCAGCGGAUACGAAUUCGCCGGAAAGAGCGCCUCCGUGAGAAGGCCCUCAUUGAACGGCGGCUGAGCGAGGAUGGCAAGCACAACCCCGGGUGGUGCUGCGUGGACAUCGCAGUGAACACAGUAGCCACCACGAACACAUCGCCCCUGAGCUCAGCCUACUCAUCGACCUGCUUCCAAGCGGACCUCAGUGACAACGAUGGCGAUGUUGAUGAGUACGAGUUGUCAGCAGACGACCUUGAGUCCAGCCUGUCCGGAGUGCGUGAAUGUGGCCUGUCCCUCUCCCUGGCCUCGCUAUAUUCGGAUGCAGAUUUGCAGAAAACAUCCUCGGUGUGUUGGCCUCAGGAGGACACCACUCAAAUGUGCUCCUCAGCUGAAGCAGUGGCCCUGAACCUGCUCAAACGCUUCUCAGAAAAGCAGCUGCCCAAGGCCUCAGACCUGCAGUGGCUGGUGUCAGAGCAAGAUGCGGCCCAGUCGUUGCUGCCCCUGCCUGAUGCCUGGCCUGUUUCCCCAGAUGAAGUGGAGGAGGAGUACUACAGUACGCACAAGAUGCGUCUCCGAGGGAACUCCGAGUGGGCACCACCAAGGGCGCAAAUCAUCUUCAACAUGCAACCAGAACUGAACCACUUUGUGCAGGCGCAAGGAUCAACUCGCCAAGCAGAACUACCGCUGUGCUGGCUGUGGGCUGCGGCUCAGCUGGGUCGCCUGCGCUACUGUGAAUACCUGGGCAAGCUGUUCUGCCAUUGUUGCCAUAGAAACAGCCGGGCAGUGAUCCCAGGGCGCGUGCUGCAGCGCUGGGACUUCUCACCUCACCCGGUGUCCAACUUUGCUCGCGACUUGCUUGACCGCAUGGCUGCCGACCCUCUUUUCAAUGUGCGCGACCUGAACCCAAGCCUCUUCCGGAGGGUGAAGGCGCUGGACCGGAUACGGCAGUGUCGCAUUGCACUACACUAUCUGCAGCAAUACAUCCACUGCUGCCGGCAUGCCACACGGCUACAGGACUCCCUGGGGGCGCUGCGGCCACAUCUUCUAGCCGCUGAGCCACACCUGUACUCCCUGGAGGAGCUGGAGCAGGCACGCCAGGGCACCCUGCUGGCCCAACUGCGAGGCCUGCAGGAAGACUGUGAGCGACACUGCCUUAGCUGCCCCAUCUGCACGGGCCGCGGUUUCAUCUGCGAGAUCUGCAACAAUGCAGACCAGCUUGUUUUCCCUUUCCAGCUGACCUUGGCUGCACAAUGCACAGGCUGCAAGGCAUCCUUCCACAGGACCUGUUUUGUACCUGGCGCUUGUCCUAAGUGCAGACGUCUGGAAACCAGGAGGCAAAGCAUGUUGGAAGCAGAUGCAGCAUUGGCGUGAAGCUCACCUGGUCCAUGCUCCAUGUCUUUUUUAGCAGCAGCCUUAUUAUUCAUGUUUUUAAGCAAAGUUUUAUUUACUUAGACAAUGUGACUGUCAGUUUCUAUGACUGUGCCCAUCUGUUAAUGGCAGUGAUGGCUAUCAGUGAAUUACAUCAGUUGUUCUGAAUUCUUGAGUGAGAUCACAUUCAGAUUUCACAAAGUCAACUCUGUCACAAGUGUGCUUUCCGGUCGAUCAGGAAAGCCUGAACUCGAUUUUUGGUGGCCUUUCAAGUUGAGCCUUGAUGUGCACCACAAGCACCAAGAUUAGGUUGCAGGCAGAGUAGAACUCUCAUCUAGUUUGCCACAUGUUCCUUACUUUGCUUUUCUGUUAAUUGUUACUGCUAAUGGUCUCUUAUGUUGGUGCGCUCUGUUCCACUUUGGCAUAUUGCACAAGUUGUGGAAAUGCACAAGGACACUUAUCUCCCCAGAAAUUUGUUUUGUUUGAUACGGUGAGUGAUAAGCAUUGCAGCGGCUCAAAGAAAGUGACAAUUUUUGCACAGCCACAUGAAUCUUUUAAAUGUGGGUGACAUGGUUUAUUUUAAAGCCGUGCUGAAGCAAUGCCAAAGAUUUCUUGAAUUUACUUCAUGAUAGCACACUUCGAUAGGGCUAAAGCUUGAUUACUUAUGAGAAGAGGCUGCAGAUUUUUUAUUGCAUUUCUUCGUGCUAUGGGUGGGAUAACAUAUAUUAAAGUGUAUCAAGCUUUGUGAAGCCUGUGCUACCAUGCACAAACUAUUUAGAAAUGGCAGCUUGGCCUAACAGUGUGAUAUGGGGACAGCAAGUGUAAUAUAUAAGAGCCAUAUUUUUUCAUGUUGCAUAAUUGAACAUUCAGAAGAGCAAUAAAAGGCCAUGUAUCUGCAUGCA
Dermacentor andersoni is the source of this 3124-nucleotide messenger RNA. RefSeq names its product run domain Beclin-1-interacting and cysteine-rich domain-containing protein-like. Lineage: Eukaryota; Metazoa; Arthropoda; Arachnida; Ixodida; Ixodidae. Gene Ontology annotation, molecular function: phosphatidylinositol phosphate binding. The record is from RefSeq and is a predicted model, not a curated record. Gene Ontology annotation, cellular component: intracellular membrane-bounded organelle.